AUGCGUGGAAAUCGUGAUACGGCUGCCGGAGUCGUGGUCUGCCCCUUGCCAUCAACCUCAACUCCCAACAACCCCAAGGGAGCGUGGAUUACAUCCGGGCGCGUGUCUUUGAGGAGGACUUGCGGUGUCGGAGUGUGGAGCACUCGGAGGAGGGGGCCAGCUAUGGAGUUGGAGGUGGAAGAGAGGCUUCAAGAAGAAGUGGAAGGGCAAGAACAACGACAACCACACAAGGGGAGGUGUGUUUCUACUGCAAGAAGCGCGAAAAUCGUUGGCGGAGGUGCUACCAACGACCUAAGCAUUGGACCCCGCCUUCAUCAAGCAACCAGCAUGGUGGCAAGAGGUGGAGUCAUGGGAGCUGGUGGAGAGGAGAAGGAUGAGGAGAAAGGCGGCAAAUCUGAGGAGCGGAAGUCCAGGUUCUUCUUCUUUGUGAAUGAAGGCGCAACCGACCCUGCCCUGGUUGCCAAGAUCCCGGUCCUCCCUUGGCGGAAAUCGGGUAAGGCGGUAGCCGCAGCAUCUAUGGAGGAGAGCGACGGUGAGGAGGAGCAGAAUGGUGUGCAAGGAGAGGAGCUGAUUGGAGGAAGCGUGGCGGUGAAGCAUCAGCAGCCGGUGCAGAUUGGCUUGCGUCUGCAGGAGACUGAGCGGUCUGCAGUGGAGGAGGUUCAGCUGCACCUUGAGGAUCUCCCUGGGUCAGAGCUGACCAGUGACCACAGUGGCGGUGGUGAGCAGCAAGGUGCUGGUCCUGCUGCGGAGGAGGGAUUGGAGGAUGAGUCGGCACGUUUGGACUCACCAUCUCAGCUCAAGCUUGGUGCAACCGCCAAAGUCACCAAGAGGAGUUUGGAGAGAGGAGCUUCACCACAUGGGCAGCAGACUGCAACCCGCGAGAAGAGAGUGGCAAGCGCAACCUUCAACGCUGAAGUAUAG
Messenger RNA from Closterium sp. Naga37s-1, 921 nucleotides. The record is from the annotation of a GenBank genome assembly. Lineage: Eukaryota; Viridiplantae; Streptophyta; Zygnematophyceae; Desmidiales; Closteriaceae.